AUGGGCCUCAAACAUCUUCGGGCACUUUCUCUAUUCCAGCCUUCCAACUUGGCCAAAGCAGUCGCCGAUACGAUGGAUGAGGAGGGCAACACCGUCAGCCACUUGUAUGGCUCGAUCAUGGCUCUCCCUCAUACUGUCGUGGCGCGAACAACAUCCGUUCUAGGUUUCGAUUUUAUCAUGUUGGAUGCUCUCCACACUGCCGUUGAUACCGAGAACCUCAUCCAACUUGUUCAGACAAUCAACCUAUCCAGUGAAGGAGAUACAGUUGCAGUUGUACGAGUCCCAUCGGAACACUCAGACUUGAUAACGCACGCGUUGGAUGCGGGCGCCGGGGGAAUUGUAUUCCCUCACAUCGAUACCGCCGAACAAGCCGCCGAAGCUGUUAAGAAAAGUCGAUAUGCGUCUUCCGGUGGCGAACGGUCUUUAUCUCCAUCUGCUCUACUUCAGGGCAUCACUGAUAUCGCCCCUCUGGGUAUGACGCAUACACAGGUUGCUGAUGCUCACAUUGCUGUGAUCUGUCAGAUUGAGAGCCAGACUGGCCUGGAUAAUGUGGAAGCGAUUGCUGCUACUCCCGGGGUUAAUGCGUUGAUGUUGGGACCUGGAGAUCUCCGACUAUCUCUUGGCCUGGCGCCAAAGAAAUUCAGCGAGCAAGACGACCCCAAAUUCCUUGUUGCAGUCGAUCGCUUGGUUGAAGUGUCUCGAAAAUACAGAAAGCCUUUGAUGACCGUGUCCUUUAAGGUAAACGCAGAGAAGGAUACGUGGAUUCGAAGUUUCGGUAUGCUUAUGACCAGUGCGGACAUUGUCAGUGUUCAGAAGGGUCACCAGGCAGAGUUAAAGAUAAUGAAACAAGCUAUAGGCAACCCUGUUUUUGAAACGGCAAUGAAAAGGCAAAUGGAAAGGUCAAUGGGCAUUCAAAUGGACACACUAAUGGACAUUCCAAGGGGUACUCCGAUGGAUACACCAAUGGAAAGUGAAACCAAGACAUAA
Aspergillus tanneri is the source of this 987-nucleotide messenger RNA. RefSeq names its product HpcH/HpaI aldolase family protein. Gene Ontology annotation, molecular function: aldehyde-lyase activity. Gene Ontology annotation, cellular component: cytoplasm. The coding region runs from base 1 to 987 and encodes 328 amino acids. The transcript has 4 exons. The record is from RefSeq and is a predicted model, not a curated record. Lineage: Eukaryota; Fungi; Ascomycota; Eurotiomycetes; Eurotiales; Aspergillaceae.